Messenger RNA from Leishmania major strain Friedlin, 2928 nucleotides. RefSeq lists its product as hypothetical. Gene Ontology annotation, cellular component: intracellular membrane-bounded organelle. The transcript has a single exon. The coding region runs from base 1 to 2928 and encodes 975 amino acids. Gene Ontology annotation, molecular function: phosphatidylinositol phosphate binding. NCBI's taxonomy places the organism in Eukaryota, Euglenozoa, Kinetoplastea, Trypanosomatida, Trypanosomatidae. The record is from RefSeq and is a predicted model, not a curated record.
AUGCACGCAGCUGCCGGUGGACAGAACCGCGGUGAGGACUGCGGAGGCCAUGACGGCCACCCCGCCAACGAUGAGGCCGCCUCCGUGCACUCACCGCUGUUCGCUAACGUCUGCCGCGCACUACAGCAUAUUGUGACGGAGCUUCAGCCGCAGCACCGGCAGCACCAGGUGGGGUCGUCGAGUACUGCGGGUGAGGACGGCCGAGCCUCUGCCGAUGACAGCACCCCCGCACAUCUUGCGUUUCCUGUACCGCGCGCCUCGGCCUCUUGCACUGAUGUGGCGUGCUCGACCUCGCCGGACACGGCGGAGCAGCAGUGUGAGAGGCGUCGCCUACUUUUCCUGGCAGAGUGGGCGCAGCGAGUGGCAGCAGCGUAUGCGCCGAUCAUGCCGUCUGCUGCGCAGGAGGCCGCUGCAUUGUUGCUGGCGGUGCACCCCGUCUCGCACGACGCCGUCACGCAGGACGCGGCCGCUGCGGUGGCGGACGCCGCGCUGGAGACCAAUGCUGCCGCGUCCAUCUCAGGAACCAAAGCAGACCUGCCGCCGGUGCGCUGCGCGAGCGUGCCAGUGGAACGGCGACUGAUCUACCCGGACGGAUACGUCAACACACAUGCGGACAGGGCAGCGUCCGUCUCGGUUACGACCCAUAGCGACCUGCUUUUGCUCCCGCACACGAUCAUGACAGCAGCUGCCGCAGUGUCGCACUUGUCCUCUCCCCCGCCGCCGAUCACACCGCGCGAUCGCGCACCGCUGUGCCGUGUAGUUGGUGAGCCCUUCGACGUGCCCGCCACCCGGGCAGAGCAGCGUGCCGUCCUCGCUGCGCAGGGUGGUUGCUGCGCUCGAUGCGGCGUCGUCUUGCCGCAGCCGCAGCUCCGCUUCCCUGAGUGGUGCUCUGCGCGCACUCGGAGCAUCUGCACAAGACUGACCAGCUCGUGCUGCUACUUGCAGUGCAGCUGUUGUGGCGGGGGUCAGACGACCACAAUGUCGCUGCGUCGAGGCAGAUUCUGGCGCGCGUGCAUGUGCUUGUCGAGAUGCAGCUCUUCGGCCGAAGACGAGGAGGACGGGAGGUCGACUGCCGUGACUGCAGUCCACGUGACACCAGAAACCACCGGCGGCGCUGGUGGUGGCCGUGGAGGUGUACGGCACAACGCAAGGGCUCCGCUGGACGCACCGGAGAGCGAAGACUUCGGUGGCACCGCAAGCGAGUGCGACGGGCUGCUAGGUGGAGGCACGCGGUCGAACAGGCACAGCCGCACGCGGGCCGGUUGUGAUCACCACCGCAGCGACAGGACCGGUGACGGCGGCGGCGGCACGCCUGCUGAUGCAUCCUUCCUCUUCUGUACGUAUGAGGGCCACUACUUGUGCUUGCGCUGCUUCCAUACCCCGCUUACGGCGGCCGGCCUCGGCGCAGCGAUGUCGACAGCAUCCGCAGCGGCAGCAAGCGCCGUCGGUGGCACCUGCAUCCCGGAAGACUACCAGACGCGCUACGUAGCGCCGGAGGAAUGGCAGGCACACGCCUCUUCGACAGCGUCUUUGUCUUCGCCCCCCGCGUGGUUUCAGCCGCGCCGGCGCGGCAACGGUGGUGGCGAAGGCGUUGACGGGUCGUCCGCGCGCGCAGCUCUUGCGAGAGCUUCGGACCAGCUGCAUGAGUGGUGGCUGGCACGCCACGUGGCCCACCCCACGCCCGCCGCUGGCACCCUCACUCUCAGGGGGAGUAGAGCCGCCAGUGGGCUAGAUCAUCCACCACAGCAACACACCGCGUCACCUCUGCAUCUGUGCAUCCUCCCUGCCCAUGCGCUGCAUCGAUGGGACUUCACACGCUUUCCUGUGUCUGCCGUGGCGGCCGCCGUGCUGCAGCGGCGAUGCUACCCCGGCAGCGCUCACGGCCGAGAGAGCUGCCUCUCCCCGGGGGCCUCCGGCCAAGAGCGUGGUAGGCAGCGCACCACCGUUGGUGGUGGUGGUGGUGGCGGUGUUAGGGGCAAAAUGAGCGGUGACGACUCGCCGAUUUUGCUUCCUGGAGAGGAGCAGGGUGCGCGAGGGCAUCAUAACGCUCUAGCGAUUCCUCCUCCGCCGGCCCUGGAGCACGUCCCUUACCUUAGCGGAGAAGCUGGUGCGGCAGCCCCGGCGAUGGGGCAGCUUCCUGAGCUCUACGACGUGUCCGUCAUCAACCCCUCCCUGUACGUGCGCGUCCCGGCGCUCGCCUCCGCAUUGCGGCUACGACAGCGGAUGAGUCUCCUGCACGCGCAGGCUUGGUGGUGCCCACAGUACAGGCACGAAGUCUGGGGGCUGCGGAGUGGAGACGAGCUGGUCGGUCAGGCGCUGGAAGGGGCGACAGCACUUUCUGUGGCGCAGCAGCCACCAGGGCCUUCCUCCACGGUAAAGCAUGCCCUGAAAUCCUCUCCAACUCCGGCAGCAGUGGUGGAAAGUGCGGUGGACAGCGCUGAAUUCUAUCUGCUGACUCAAGAUGUAGCUCCUCCUCCCAACUCCUCAUGGGCGGUGUCGUCAGCAUCACGCUUGCACAGCGUGGCAACUCCGCAGACAGCGUCCCUCUCUGCUCUGUCCAGCCAAGCCCACAGCAACCUCUCUGGCCGAGUCGAUGGAACCUCCUCGCCUCACCGGCACCUGUCCGCAGUGGGCGUGGCGGCAGUGCCACUGACGCUGCCGACAGGUGCGCGCUUCCACGCGCGCCGUCGCUAUCUUGUGGAACGAGCUGAAGGCUGGUCUCUCCAAGACCUUCACCGACUGACAACGCCGUCGUCGUCGACCUCCGCUACUGUAGCCACCGCCUCGUCACCGCCGCUGCUGCUCACAGAACUGCAGAGCAUGUUUGAUAUUAUGCAAGCGCACCUCAAUAACUGCAGUGUCUGUGCAGCGCAGUGCCGCGGGUUGAUGGUGAAGGCACCCCUCGGACUACCGGUGUGUCGUGAUUGA